GUGUCUGGGUCUGUCUAGCGAAGUUUGGAUACACUCACAAGCAAAAACUUAAGCCACCGAAAGAAAAAAAAAAACAUUUUUUGAAGGAGAGUUUUCAAAAUCCCAGCCCUCGGAGUGGUGUAGUAUUAACCAUGAGCAAGAAAAAUUACCGUUUGCAAAUCAGUUAUAUUAAUAUUGUGGCUUUUAUCCAAAGGGCUUCAUGAAUAUUUAACUUCAAGAAUAAUUAUCCUAGGUAGAAAAAUUAUUAGUGUUUCCCUUCAGUUUACAUACAGAGUGCACAGUGAAGCUGCAAAUUAAAUCCUAGCAUCCCUGUGCUUCAUCUAGGUCUUCUAGGCUAUAUUACAAAACAAAUGAAUGGCUAUUUUUACAUAACUAAUAAAUACCGAGUGAACCAAACUCUUUGUGAACAUCAAGUGGUACUACAUCAUCAUAACCUUUGGAAGGUUCAGUUGUCACUGGGUGUCGGUGAGGCGCUAAAUGCGUUUAAUUUUUUAACAAAAGGAGGGGGAGAGAUCAAAGGAAUGGAAAAUAACUGGCCAGAAAAAAAACCCCAAGCCUCCUGAGUCCAGGCCAUGCCCAUCUUAACUGUACCUAGUGUGGAUGUAAUUAUCACCCUCGCACUUGACAGUCGGUCAAUGCUGACAGCUCAUGUCUGCGAAGCGUUAACUAUACCUUCUUGUUACUGUGGAUGCACUGACCCCACCGCCAGUCUCCUCGCCUUGCUUUUUUCCUCCAGGUGGAAGUCCCACUGAAGAGAUGGCAUCAGGAGAUUUCUGCCUACCUGGAGAGGGUAUGGAAUUACUCCAGCAAGUGUGCAGCAAACAACUGCCACCCUGUAACCUGACUGAAGAAGACCUCUUGCAGAACCCUCAUUUUAGCAAGCUCCUGCUAAGUCUCUCUCAGUACAUGGAUGAGAGUGGUUUAAGCACCACCCUUGCAGAAGAGCAAGCUGAGGCAUGGAAGGAGGUCCGGCUGCAAAAGACAGCAUGGCUGAGGUCAGAAAUUCUGCAGAGACUUAUACAGGAAAUGCUUGUGGACUACUAUGUGAAGACACAGGACACAAAUCUGACCCCAGAGGAUAAAAAGUUUCAUGAAUCCCUUGAGCAGAGGUUACUAGUGACUGAACUGACUCGACUUUUGGAUCCAAGCCAGAAGAAAGAGAUGCCACCUUUGCUGGGCCUGGAGAAGUCAGACUUGCUAGAACUGAUGCCCCCUUCAGAGGAUUUUGUGAGAAUGAGGGAGUGUCUCCAGGCAAAAAUUGAGGAACAACUGAAGAAGAAGUGUUUCACUCUGCUCUGCUACCAUGAUCCCAGUUCAGAUUCUGACAGUGAAACGUUGAAAGCAGCAAAGGUAUGGCAGCUGGCAGAUGUGCUGACAAGUGAGAAGCAGGAGAACCAGAGCGCCAAGAAACAGCAGAAGGAGCAGACCGUGCUACUUGAAAAGCAGAGUUCCACCUAUUCUCAGGUACUCCUCCGAUGUCUUUCACUGCUACAGAAGCUUCUUCAGGAACACCGGCUAAAAACACAGUCAGAGCUGGAUCAAAUUAAUGCCCAGUACCUGGAGAUCAAGUGUAGUGCCAUGAUUCUGAAGCUAAGAAUGGAGGAGCUACAGAUUUUGUCAGACACUUACACAGCUGAGAAGGUAGAGGUUCAUCGCCUCAUUAGGGAUAGUCUGGAGGGGGCCAUUCGCCUACAGGAGCAAGACAUGGAGAAAUCACGCCAGAUCUUGAGCACUUAUGAGGUGCUAGGUGAGGAGUUUGACAAGUUGGUGAAGGAGUACACCCAUUUGAAGCAGGCAACCGAGAAUAAGCGCUGGGCUCUUCAGGAGUUUAAUAAGUCUUACCAUUGAGUUUUGUAGAAACCAAGGACCUGGGUCCUUCUCCCUCAAGAGCACACAUUGUUGUCCUGUUUCUUCUAUACAAGUAUUGCCUUCUCACUCUCAAAAGGGGGAAUGAGGAGACGCCACUCAUACACGUAAUAACUCUGGUGGACUAGGCAUUCUCCUAGUUUCUGCAAUAUCCUGGCCUCCUCCAAUUCCUCCCUAGGAACACAUCUUGCGGCUUCUUAGGAAAACCAAUCCUGCCUUUUGUCCAGUUGUUCCCUAAAUAAAAUGAUGAUAUGG
Messenger RNA from Trichosurus vulpecula (common brushtail), 2121 nucleotides. RefSeq names its product HAUS augmin like complex subunit 4 (gene HAUS4). The record is from RefSeq and is a predicted model, not a curated record. Gene Ontology annotation, cellular component: HAUS complex. The transcript is spliced from 10 exons. Gene Ontology annotation, biological process: spindle assembly; centrosome cycle. Bases 757 to 1848 code for a protein of 363 amino acids. Lineage: Eukaryota; Metazoa; Chordata; Mammalia; Diprotodontia; Phalangeridae. Gene Ontology annotation, molecular function: microtubule minus-end binding.